This is a messenger RNA of Pisolithus orientalis, 1100 nucleotides long. RefSeq lists its product as uncharacterized. The record is from RefSeq and is a predicted model, not a curated record. The transcript has 6 exons. Lineage: Eukaryota; Fungi; Basidiomycota; Agaricomycetes; Boletales; Pisolithaceae. The coding region runs from base 117 to 803 and encodes 228 amino acids.
UUAGAAAGCAAGUCAAGAGCUCCUUUCACCGCGCUUAUGACUUCGGGGUUGCCUACUCGUUGGAGAUCAAAACUCUUCUUGCAAGCAUAUCGUGGUCUUGAUCAUUUCUUGUUUUCAUGCGUCUUGGAGACUUCUCUGCGCACGUUGUGGUCGAAGGGAAGGAACCGAAUGAACACGAACUCACGGUGAACAGCAGUGGAACACAAGCGACGUGCUGGAUUGGCUCAGAGGCCGGCAAGAAAUUUUCAGUAAACUGGAAGCGUCAUUCCUUGGAAGGUCCGGCCAGCGAAGCGCGUUUAGCUGUGGAUGGCAUAGGUUGUGUCCGUAUGGGCUUCCGUGAAACGAGUCGCGCGCACGCUGGGAGUUGCUCAAAAAUGGUACGCGGAACGGAGGCCAGAGAUCUAAUGUUUUGUGACCUUCAGCUAAGUGAUGACGAGGCCUUAUUGGGGAAGUCUGUUCCAAGCCACCUAGGGGAAAUUACAUUGUGCGUUGUUCGCGGAAGCAUUCGUUACACACGUAGAAAGGCAAGGGCACCAGGGACACCUUCACGUUUGACGUGUCACGCGAACAUUUAUCACGAGAAGUCCGUGAAAAAGCUGACGACCCAUUGUGUUGGGUUUGGACCAGAACGGGAACACCGCUCUGGCCGGACUUCGGAGUUCAAGCGGAACCAGGAUCCACCGCUCGAAUUUAUCUUCAAAUGCAGGCCAAUUGGGAUUCUGCAGGCAAACCAGUUCCUACUGCCCUUUCUGAUAACCCUUCUGGUGCACAACAAACUCCAAGUGCGGUGUCGGAACGGAUAGCACUCCUCGAGGUUAGUGUGGUUCGACCCUUGCAAUGAGUUGGGAGUGAUGAUGGCCGUCUAGAACGAGCUGAAACGCCUACGUAGUCAAGUACAUGAUGAAAUGGAGGACCAGAAGCCCAAACGUAUCAAGAGAGAGCAUAUGGAAAAGCAUCCCUUCGUUCACGGAGAAGUCAUCGACCUCGCUUAGCCUGGGCCAGUGAUAACUAAUAUCAGUCGCAUCGGAAGGCCCGAGAUGGUUGUAUAUCAACGUAGAUGCGAUAAUUCCUUUGGUUUCAUUCCCGGUGCGAAUUUUUGU